CGAUAACUCUCACCUUCGAUUCGUUUGUUAAUUGAGGCGCAAGCUACCACAAACAAUGGAGAAGGAUCAACAGAGACCGUAUCAUGUUCUAACAAGAGAUGAAGUUAAGGAAAAGAUGAAGAAGCAGAUCGAUGAUAUCUCUAACAUCUUCGUGAUGUCAAACUCCGAUGCGACCGUACUUCUCAUGCAUCUCCGAUGGGACUCGAUGCAGGUUUCAGAUUGUUUGGUUGAUAACAAGGAGAAACUUUUAUGGGAAGCAGGUUUGAAAUCUGAUGUCCCUGAUCCCAAUGGAGAAUUAUCUGAUUCUCAUUGUGGGGUUUGCUUCAAGACUUCGGUUGAGUUUUAUGGCGGUUUAGUCUCCACGUCCUUUUGUUCUCACAAGUUUUGUAAAUCUUGUUGGAGCAACUAUCUUAACAAGGAUUUUUAUUCUGUUGAGAAAAACCAAACUGCAAUCUCUUGUCCUCCUCCUGCUUGCCGAGCUGCGGUUGGACCGGACACGAUUGAGAACCUAACCGUACCCGACCAAGAUAUGUACGAGAGUUAUGUUAUGAGAUCUUACCUUGAGGGAAACAAGGUAUUGGAGAUCAAACAGUGUCCUGCACAGGAUUGCAAUUACUUUAUUGUGUUUCAUCAGGACAACAAUGAUGAUGAUGAUGAUGAUGCGGAAGAUUGUAGCUUAAACGUGGUGUGUCUCUGUGGUCAUAUCUUCUGUUGGAGAUGCAUGCUUGACUCACACAGACCAGUGACCUGCAACAACGCUUCUGAUUGGUUGUCUAAAGAUUUGAAGAUCUUAUCGACCAAAACUAGCACAGAGCUGACUCGCCCUUUCAGGUCGAUCAAAACCAGCACAAAGACUUGCUGCCCUCAUUGUAAUCGUGCUAUGAACCUGUAUGGUAAACAAUACUUCCUGAUCGUGACUUGUACCUGCAGCGGUCGUUUCUGCUGGAAGUGUAGGCAGUCAGAGAAAGACCACAGAAUGGAGUCAGGACUAUACAAACUCUGUAAUGUACCGAAGAAGACACCCGAGAAAAGAGCAGAAGUGGAGGAUUCUUGUGUGGAACGCUGGAAGGCGAGUGAGAUUUUAGUGAAGCAAGCUAAAUCUGAUCUAGCAGCAUUCGAGGAAUCCAACAUGAUGAAACCGAGUCAUUUGAACGAGAAAGACAUUACGAUUAUAAGAAAGGGAUUGAUGUUGAUCGUUCAAUGUAGACAAGUCAUUCAAUGGAGCAGCGUGUAUGACUAUUUCCACGCUGAGUAUGAGCUCUCGAAGAGGGAGUACCUACGGUUCCUGCAAGCAAACGCCACUUCACUUGUCCAGAGUUUCUCAGAUAUCCUCAAGGAAGAAACAGAAAGAGCCUUGUCAGAUACUUCUGAGGAGUUUUGUUGCGUGAAGCAUAAGGUAUCGAUCGAUACAAGCAACAUUGGUAAUUAUUUUUACCAUUUCAUCAAGACUUUACAAGAUGGUUUGGACGAAGUCAAGGUGAAGUCUUAUGACGACUUUGGCGGUCUUUUCUGGCUCUGCGAUCGCUGCACAUUUGGAAACACUUGGUUCCAUAAAGAUUGUCAGAUGUGCCGUGAUGAUAUUGCAGCUCCCGCCGAGUUAACUGAUUUAUCUCUUAGUUAA
Molecule: messenger RNA, 1621 nt
Organism: Capsella rubella
Lineage: Eukaryota; Viridiplantae; Streptophyta; Magnoliopsida; Brassicales; Brassicaceae
Product: probable E3 ubiquitin-protein ligase ARI13
Exons: 3
Coding region: 56-1621 (521 amino acids)
Biological process (GO): positive regulation of proteasomal ubiquitin-dependent protein catabolic process; ubiquitin-dependent protein catabolic process; protein polyubiquitination
Cellular component (GO): ubiquitin ligase complex; cytoplasm
Molecular function (GO): ubiquitin conjugating enzyme binding; ubiquitin protein ligase activity; zinc ion binding
Source: RefSeq, a predicted model, not a curated record